AUGAAUAGAGUCCAGGAAAAGGCAAGGUAUUUGAGAAGCAAUAGGGUACUCGAUGAACACGUGAAAAGAAAACUUGAAUUGAAUGAUAAAGUUGGGAUCAAUCUGAACCAAACUUAUACCUCACUUCAGAUUGAGGCUGGGGGACCUGGUAAGCUUCCAUAUAUCCAGAAAGAUUGCCGGAAUCAUGUGGAUAAAGUGCGUCGUUCACUACUUGUGGAAGGAGAUGCUCAAGUGAUGCACAAUUAUUUCAUGAAGAUGAAAGCCGAUAAUUCUGACUUCUUUUUUGCAAUGGAUUUGGAUGAUGAGGGCGUGAAUCAUCAUGGCCAGUCUAUUUUAUUGGGAUGCGCGCUCAUCUCUCAUGAAGACAUGGAGUCAUUUUCGUGGUUAUUUAAGACUUGGAAGAUAUGCAUGUGGGAUUGUGCUCCGAAAGCAAUUAUUACCGACCAAUGUAUGGCCAUGAAGAAUGCCAUAGAAGAUAUAUUCCCUAACACCCAACAUCAAUGGUACAUAUGGCAUAUUAUGAAAAAGAUCCCAGAAAAGUUGAAUGGGUGCAAUGCCUAUGAGAAUAUUAGUUGGUGUAUGCGUAGGGCAGUUUAUGCUUCACUUACCAUAAAACAAUUUGAGGAUGCUUGGGAUGUGUUCAUCAAGAAGUACGAGCUUCAAAGUAACACAUGGUUAGAGGGGUUGAAUUUGGAGAGGAAACGGUGGGUGCCUGCUUAUUUGAAUGAUGUUUUUUGGGCGGGGAUGUCAUCCACACAAAGAAGUGAGAAUAUAAAUGCGUAUUUUGAUGGUUAUGUUCAUUCAAAAACGACCCUGAAACAAUUUGUAGGACAGUAUGAAAAUGCAUUGGGGAACAAGCCGGCUAAAGUUGAUGAUAUCGGGUCCGAACAUGAGAUAAAUGAGUGGGUUACAUAUGGCAAAGGAGAAGAGAAAAAGAGAAUUCAAGUGGCAUUUACUGUUAAUUUCAAUGCUGAAACCAAUGAAACACAUUGUAAUUAUCGAUUGUUCGAGUCUAGAGGAAUGGUGUGUAAACAUCAACUAUUUAUGUGGCAUCAAAAGGGAAUUGAAAGAGUGCCUGACAAGUAUGUGUUGAGAAGAUUGUGUAAAAAUGUGAAAAUGGUCCACACAAAAGUUCGAAUCUGUUACGAUAAGUCGUCAACGUCAAUUGAAGCACGUCGGCAUGACAACAUGUGCAAUAUCUUUAAUGAAGUUGCUGAUUUAGUGGAAGAAUCUCAAGAAAAGUAUGAUAUGGUGAUGAAACGGGUACACGAGCUAAAACGAGAGCUGAUGGAAGCUUCGGUUGUUUGUGAAAGUAAUGUGGUUUCACUUGGUGAUGACACGGGUACUCGUAAAAGUUCUUUUUCACUUGGAGAUGGGGUUAUACCUCCUAAACAGAGCACGAACACACUUGACCCGGAAGGUCUUCGACGAAAAGGGAGACCGCUGUGCAAAAGAAAGAUCGGUGCUGUGGAAAAAGCUGUUACGAAGAAAAGACAAACAUCUAAGAAGCCAUUGUCCAACGAAAAAUCCAAGGAGGUUGAGGAGAUUGCGGUUAGCCACCAUAUCGGGACACAAGAGAGUAUCGUAAAUGUAAAUCCACCCAAGCUACAUGGGACACUCAUUGUGGCCAAACAUGAUACCCCAUCCCAUGCGACCAAAUAUGGCACAAUGCGGAAGCAUUUUCCCAUUUUUCCCAACUUUGUGCCCCACCGGAACAAGUUUGAACCAAUUUAUGCCUUUUUUUCCAAGUUCACAAAGCUUAUUAAAUGGUCAAGUUUGGAUGGGUCAAUCAACUAUUGCGGGUAG
This is a messenger RNA of Rhododendron vialii, 1806 nucleotides long. RefSeq names its product protein FAR-RED IMPAIRED RESPONSE 1-like. The record is from RefSeq and is a predicted model, not a curated record. The transcript has 5 exons. The coding region runs from base 1 to 1806 and encodes 601 amino acids. Lineage: Eukaryota; Viridiplantae; Streptophyta; Magnoliopsida; Ericales; Ericaceae. Gene Ontology annotation, biological process: regulation of DNA-templated transcription.